Messenger RNA from Labrus mixtus (cuckoo wrasse), 1373 nucleotides. Its product is annotated as ras-related protein Rab-11B. Lineage: Eukaryota; Metazoa; Chordata; Actinopteri; Labriformes; Labridae. Gene Ontology annotation, molecular function: GTPase activity; GTP binding. The record is from RefSeq and is a predicted model, not a curated record. The transcript is spliced from 5 exons. Gene Ontology annotation, biological process: constitutive secretory pathway; regulated exocytosis. The coding region runs from base 197 to 853 and encodes 218 amino acids. Gene Ontology annotation, cellular component: recycling endosome.
ACUCCUCCCCUCCCUCUGCAGAGUUUGAAGCUCUGCUCUUCUGCGGCCAGCAGCAGCUCGCCUUGACAGCCAAAACUGGCGCAGAGUCUCAGCUCAAACCUGAACCUUUAUUCUUUUUCUGUCCUGUAACGAAUUCAUACUCAUACUUUUCACACAUCCUCUUCCGGAGACAAGCGCUGGAGCGGCCUCGUCCAGAAUGGGGAACCGAGACGAUGAAUACGAUUUCUUGUUCAAAGUUGUGUUAAUCGGGGACUCAGGCGUAGGGAAGAGCAACCUGCUCUCUCGAUUCACACGGAAUGAGUUCAACCUAGAGAGCAAGAGCACCAUCGGGGUGGAGUUCGCCACGCGCAGCAUCCAGGUGGACGGCAAGACGAUAAAGGCUCAGAUCUGGGAUACAGCCGGACAGGAGCGCUACAGAGCCAUCACCUCAGCAUACUACAGAGGAGCGGUGGGGGCGCUCUUAGUGUAUGACAUAGCCAAACACUUGACUUAUGAGAAUGUGGAGCGCUGGCUGAAGGAGCUGAGGGACCACGCCGACAACAACAUCGUCAUCAUGCUGGUGGGAAACAAGAGCGACCUGCGCCACCUCAGGGCCGUGCCCACAGACGAGGCCCGGGCCUUCGCAGAGAAGAACAGUCUGUCAUUCAUAGAAACUUCAGCCUUGGACUCAACAAACGUUGAAGAAGCCUUUAAGAAUAUCCUCACAGAAAUCUACCGCAUCGUCUCGCAGAAACAGAUCGCUGAGCGGUCUGCACACGACGAGUCCCCGGGAAACAACGUGGUGGACAUCAGCGUGCCCCCCACCACAGACGGCCAGAGGGGGAGCAAACUGCAGUGCUGUCAGAACCUGUAACCCUCAGCAACCAUCCCUCCUCCACCUGGGUCGAUUAUUAAUUGAAAUCCAGUGUUGCUAUGCUUCCGUCUGCCUGGGGUGCAGAAUUUUGUUUGAACCUGCACUUUUUGGAGAAGUGGGGUCAAUACUGUUGUCGAUCAAUUCCACAAAGUUUGAAUAGAUUUCAAAUGAUAAUCUGACCCAGGUACAACAGUGCAAAAACAGGACUGAUGGCACUGCAGUUACCCAUGAAAGAGUAGCAGAGUAGCUUUGUAAGCAUAGACAUGUCCAUAGUAGACAGUUAUUGCCACGUGUUGGAGGCCUGGCUUUGUAUUCUGCCUUUUCUCGUAGUACCAGCCGUCCUGUUUUUGGGCUCUCCUCCUCCUCCUUCAGUCAUCAUCUCAAAAGUGGUUGUGACGCUGCUGAUGCUUAAUUCAUUUUGUGUAAAAAAAAAUAUUCUUUUUUUUGUUGUUUUGAUUUUGAUAGCUCGUCUGCUCACAUACAUUAUAUUAAUGCCAUGAAAUUAAAUUUUACAGUAUUA